AUGAAGGAAUUACUCGACACUAACCGUGUCAACUAUCUCAUCUGGAGGUACUUAUUGGAGUCAAAUUAUCGGGAAACCGCCGCCAAGCUGCAAAAGGAGUGGCGGAUCCAAACGCCUCACAGGCAUUUUGACUAUGCUCCGCACGUCAAGACGUAUGCAUUGGUGAACCUUCUCAACAAAGGCCUUCAGUUUGAAGCGUAUGAGAGACAGUUUGCUGAGCAAAAGGUAUGGUGGCCCGAUUUCAUUGUUGUUGUGAAAUUGACUCGACCUGCGCCUCGUGAUGUGCCGGCAACGGCCGAGGCGACACCGCGUGGGGUGUUUGGACCGCUCAAGUUCCAGCCCGACGUGAUGGAGGUGGAGGAGGAUGAGGUGGAGGAGGAGGCAGAAGAAUCCGAGGAUGCAGAGUACGAUGAAGACAUCGAGAACCCAAGAAAGCGCGCGGUCGACCGGCAUCUCGCCGUGUCGCAUGGGUCGCCCGCUAAGCGGCAGAGACUGAGCAACGGCUACGACAACGGGGCGGAUUCUGCCACAACCCCCAUGGAAAUUGACCACCACCACCACCACCACAACGGCGCGGAAAACAACCACGCCUACCCAUCGCCCCUGGAGGGCGAACAGGCCGCAUCACCAAUCCCUCACACUGAGGGGCCCUCGCGGGGCACACAGGUUGACGACACACGGGACCUCACCCAAGACACGGUGUUUCUGCGACUCGGCGCCGAUGAUUCCACAGAAGCUAGCGAAAACCCUAUCGUGCUCAUCAGCAAGUGGAACCCCAAAGACCCAUCAAUCUUGGCGACUGGCGGGACCGAUGCGCUAGCCCGCAUUUGGACGCUUCCGCGUGGAGCCGCCCCAGACGCCGCCCUGCCAGAUCACGUGGACACAGCCCCUCGGUACCUCCAUCUUGGUGAUGACCUCCCCAAUGAUUCAACCGUCACCUCCAUGGCAUGGAGCUCCAAUGGCGCUCUUAUCGCCCUCGGGAUUGAGAUAGGAAACAAGUCCCGUCUUGGUGUGUGGGCUGCCGAUGGUACCAGUGCCUACCGUUUCGAAGGCCUCGACUCCCCCAUCACCAACCUCUGCUGGAGUCCCAAUGACAAGUUCCUUUUGGCCAUCUCACCGGAUAUGACCAAUGGACUGGAGAACCCCCGGACUCUGAUCCAGGUUUCGUCUCCGACCACGGUGAAUCCAAUGUCUCACAUCCUCAACUACGAUAUUCACAGCUACCCCGUCGAUGCCACAUGGAUCGGCGAGAGCUCUUUUAUUCUCUGCGGUCAAGGCAUGUUGACUGCCUUCCGAUGCACUGAAAAGGAGGUUGUUCAGAUCGGAGAGUUUGAAACACGCAAGGACGAGCGAUUCCAGUAUGUCAAGUUCGACUGGCGUUCUAGCCUUGUUGCCACUGGCAGCGAAGCGGGUUUCAUUGAUAUUUGGGAUGAGUCCAGUAGGCGGCGUUCGAUAAAAGCCCAUGACGGCGCUAUCACCGCUAUGCAGUGGCAACCGCUGCAAGCGGACCCUGCGGAGGGCGAGAGGCUGUUGGUGUCAUGUGGCAUCGAUGGCGGCAUCUUUGUCUGGAACGUACUUGGAGGCCUGGAGAAUAGGCCGAAGUACUCGAUCACCUUGGAUUCACCCCUUGCAGCAAAUAGCCUCGCCAUUAGCCCCGACGGAUCGCACAUCGCUGUAGCAACACAUGACAGAAUCUUGAUAUGGAAGCUUGGUGAACAUCAAGUCCCUAAAGCCGGCUGGAUGCCGAAUACUGGGUGGCAGACCCCCAAGACGGGAUCCGACUCGGGUGAUUCCUUGCCAUUCUUGGAGUGGGACUGCGAGGGCAAGAGACUGGUUCAUGGUUUGGAUAACCGACUCGCUAUCAUUAACUUCCGGUAGAAGGGGCUUUCGGACCUACGAAUACGCAACGACAUGCCGCUUUCUUUCCCAAUGAGAGAUGGCGCUGCCCCAGAUCCUAUUCGACUGGGGCGCUUGGGCGAAUAGGCUGCUCUGUGUGAGGUUUGGGGGGCCGUCUGCUCGAUCAACAUUUGCAACGAUGCCUAUAGGAUUGGAUUCCUGAGCGCGGAGCCCCUAGCGGGAGUUUUCGAAUGGCAACCUCCGACCUGUUAGUAUUACGUGUUCCCCGGGACGUACAGGAAGCGGAAUUCCCGAGAAUCGACGAGAAGCGGACCGGUAUCAACAUGAACUGAGGAGGCCGGAGAAACGACCAGUCAACGAUACACCGAAUUGAUGCCCAGCACUAGAAGGCAUUGGUCAUCUACCAGUCCCUGUAUGCGCUUGAUCAAACCUUACAAGGACCUGUACACGACCAGUUCGAUUAUUGCUGGAGCACAACCCGCCUACAUGCCGUGCCGACAACCAGAAAAGUAUCGAGCCAAGAAACAAGCCCAGUAUCGGAGACAUGCCUCUCAUCAUCCCCGACAUGGAUGAGCAGUAGGGCGCUUUGGGGUUGAAAUCACCCGGCCCAAAACAGUGGGCAGUUUGGGGCUCUUCGAGUCCUGUCGUAAAGAAUAAAGCCAGAGAGAUAUUACAGCAUGGGCGGGAAAAAUAAAAAGACGGUGACGCUGCCAGUACACAUCGGCAACGGUGCGUUGGAAUGGGGGUGCGAACUAAACUUACCAAAAAUAAAUGCAUGCUUUUUGGGAGAAAAGGUUGGGGCUAAACAUACAUGCGAUGAUAUUUGAAUAGUGGAGCGAUGGGAAUGAUUUGGUUUAGAGCGUGGUUUUGGCUAGUCAACAUUGAAAGCUUUAUAACGAUAUACAGGUCGAGCGACGAUUUUCUUUUUGUCGUGGUUUACAUAGUAUGCUAUCUUGGAGUAGUGUGGCAUCUAGCAGGCAUCUAACAAUAGAAACUUGACAUUACUGCGUUCUCU
Molecule: messenger RNA, 2872 nt
Organism: Podospora pseudopauciseta
Lineage: Eukaryota; Fungi; Ascomycota; Sordariomycetes; Sordariales; Podosporaceae
Exons: 5
Coding region: 1-1878 (625 amino acids)
Biological process (GO): regulation of transcription by RNA polymerase II
Cellular component (GO): Set3 complex
Molecular function (GO): protein binding; transcription corepressor activity
Source: RefSeq, a predicted model, not a curated record